Colius striatus (speckled mousebird) is the source of this 8553-nucleotide messenger RNA. It is a transcript of the gene PRKCA, whose product is annotated as protein kinase C alpha. The record is from RefSeq and is a predicted model, not a curated record. The coding region runs from base 142 to 2166 and encodes 674 amino acids. The transcript is spliced from 17 exons. Gene Ontology annotation, biological process: protein phosphorylation. NCBI's taxonomy places the organism in Eukaryota, Metazoa, Chordata, Aves, Coliiformes, Coliidae. Gene Ontology annotation, molecular function: diacylglycerol-dependent serine/threonine kinase activity; ATP binding; zinc ion binding.
UCAGGCUCGGGAGCGGGAGGCAGCGCCCAGCGCUGCCGUUGUCACAGACUCGGCGGCUGCCGGACGGGGCGGACGUCGGGGCGGUGACUCCCGGCGCAGCCCGGCCCCGGCUCCCGGCAGUGGGGUGGAGAGGAGGGCGCUAUGGCCGACGUGUUCCCGGGCUCCGAGCCCGGCGCGGCCCCGGACGCGGCGCGGCGCUUCGCUCGGAAGGGAGCCCUAAGGCAGAAGAACGUGCACGAGGUGAAGGAACACAAAUUCAUCGCGCGCUUCUUCAAGCAGCCCACCUUCUGCAGCCACUGCACCGACUUCAUCUGGGGAUUUGGGAAACAAGGAUUUCAGUGCCAAGUUUGCUGUUUUGUGGUUCAUAAGAGAUGCCAUGAGUUUGUUACCUUCUCUUGUCCUGGGGCUGACAAGGGACCUGACACUGAUGAUCCCAGAAGCAAGCACAAGUUUAAGAUCCACACAUAUGGAAGCCCAACGUUUUGUGACCACUGUGGGUCACUGCUUUAUGGGCUUCUGCACCAAGGGAUGAAAUGUGACACCUGUGACAUGAAUGUUCAUAAGCAAUGCGUCAUAAACGUCCCAAGCCUCUGUGGCAUGGAUCACACGGAGAAAAGAGGAAGGAUUUAUCUGAAAGCUGAAGUCAACGGUGACAAACUGGAAGUAACAGUGAGAGAAGCAAAGAACCUCAUUCCCAUGGAUCCAAAUGGACUUUCAGAUCCUUAUGUUAAACUGAAGCUCAUCCCAGAUCCUAAGAAUGAAAGCAAACAGAAAACAAAAACCAUCCGUUCUACUCUGAAUCCAGACUGGAAUGAGGCAUUCACAUUUAAGUUAAAACCUACAGACAAAGACCGACGGUUAUCUGUAGAAGUCUGGGACUGGGAUCGAACAACCAGAAAUGAUUUCAUGGGAUCUCUUUCAUUUGGGGUGUCAGAACUUAUGAAAAUGCCAGCCAGUGGAUGGUACAAGCUGCUGAAUCAAGAAGAGGGGGAAUAUUACAACGUUCCAAUUCCAGAUGCUGAUGAAGAUGGAAAUGCAGAGCUCCGGCAGAAGUUUGAGAAAGCCAAACUUGGGCCAGCUGGUAACAAAGUCAUUACUCCAACAGAAGACAAGAACUCAAAUGUGCCAUCCAACAAUCUGGACAGGGUCAAGCUGACAGAUUUCAACUUCCUCAUGGUUCUUGGAAAGGGGAGCUUUGGGAAGGUGAUGCUGGCAGACAGGAAGGGGACAGAAGAGCUCUAUGCAAUCAAAAUACUGAAAAAAGAUGUGGUGAUUCAGGAUGAUGAUGUGGAAUGUACAAUGGUGGAAAAACGGGUCCUGGCAUUGCAAGAUAAACCACCAUUCCUGACUCAGCUCCACUCUUGUUUCCAAACAGUUGACCGUCUGUAUUUUGUUAUGGAGUAUGUGAAUGGUGGUGAUCUCAUGUAUCACAUUCAGCAAGUAGGAAAAUUUAAGGAGCCUCAAGCAGUGUUCUAUGCAGCUGAGAUCUCAGUUGGGUUAUUCUUUCUGCAUAACAGAGGAAUUGUUUAUAGAGAUCUGAAACUAGAUAACGUGAUGCUGGAUUCAGAAGGACACAUUAAAAUUGCUGACUUUGGAAUGUGCAAAGAACAUAUGUUAAAUGGAGUAACAACCAGGACCUUCUGUGGCACUCCAGACUACAUUGCACCAGAGAUUAUUGCUUACCAGCCCUAUGGGAAGUCUGUGGAUUGGUGGGCAUAUGGAGUGCUGCUCUAUGAGAUGUUAGCUGGCCAGCCUCCAUUUGAUGGAGAAGAUGAAGAUGAACUUUUCCAGUCCAUAAUGGAGCAUAAUGUUUCCUAUCCAAAAUCACUGUCCAAAGAAGCUGUCUCCAUCUGCAAGGGGCUCAUGACUAAACAUCCUGCAAAACGCCUCGGCUGUGGCUUUGAAGGUGAAAGAGACAUCAGGGAACAUGCUUUCUUCAGGAGAAUUGACUGGGAGAAACUGGAAAACAGAGAGAUUCAGCCACCUUUCAAACCCAAAGUGUGUGGCAAAGGUGCUGAAAACUUCGACAAGUUCUUCACGCGAGGACAGCCGGUGUUGACUCCCCCGGAUCAGCUGGUCAUUGCUAACAUAGACCAAACAGAUUUUGAAGGGUUCUCUUACAUCAACCCCCAGUUUGUACAUCCCCUUUUACAAAAUGUAGCAUGAAAUGGCAGAACAGGAACAAAUCCCACAAGGAACGGUCCUAACCCUACAAUUUUUAGGCUUUUGCCUUGUUGAUUCCAUUUGGGCCUGGAAGUUUUAGGGUUAGAAAGUGUAAGAUGGGGGAGAGGCCACUUAUUCAGGAUUCUGGCUUUGCAACAGCAAUGUUGUCUUAAUGGGAGAUAAAAUAGUGUACGGUGCCCACUUAUUCUUCUAGAAGUCACCACUGACUUGUCUAAACACCCAUUUUUUGGUACGUUCUAUAUUUUUGUAACUUCCUGCUGUCCUUUUGCUCCCUUUUCCACUCUGCUGGGUUAGAAAUUCUCUAACACAUGGUCUAAAAAAUAAACCCAACUUAAAAUGUUUAAUCCUUCGGUAUGGAUGGUGGGGGAUAGGAGCUCUCACCCCCGAGGGACCGCUCCUCCUGCUCUGCCUGGUGACUUCAAGGGAGAUCAGCAGCACAAGAGACUGAAAGGGCAACGGCUCCAGGGAGGAGAGGCAUUGCAAAAAACAGUCCUUGAAAGUAGUUGUUGUUAAAAGCUGGUGGAAACAAGUUGAAAGUGGGUGGGAGGGGGCAUUAAAUCAAAUUAGACCCUGAGGCUUCGUGAACCGAUCCUGGGAAGCAACACCUGAGCUUAAACACUCUUCAGCAGUGGCCAGAUCUCCAGGAUCUUUGCUUAGUAGCAUGUGAUAAACUCAAGGGUGAAAUUUUGUCUUUAAUAAUAAUAAUAGUAAUAAUUUUAAUAAUAUUUUUGUGGAUUUUAAUCUCCAUGAGAUUAUUCUGUGAUCCAGGGUGCCAUUGUUUGUUCAGUUAAUUUAAUUUACACCACUCCUCAAGUUUACUGUUAAACCAGUUCUAGUACCAAUAUUUUACUAUGAAAUUUGUUAACCUGGAAUGUAAAAACAAUACUGUAAUCCCUUAAGUCUUAUUUACAUGUGUUUAUUUAUAGUCUGCAGUACAGGGCAGUACAUUUCAGACAGCAUUAUGUGUAGUAACUUAACAAAAAAUGCAGCCUCAAGUGACUUCCUGAUGUCUUCAGAAUAACUCGUGAAAAUCAAGUGAGAUUUAGUCUUAAUAUCAUCAAUUUUAACUGAGAAAACUUGGGGCUGUACAGUAAUCAAGCCUGAAGGAGGAAGCACCUAAAACUUGUUUUAUUGACAGAAUAGACUUUAAUACGUUUUACAAGUGCUUCAUGCAAUGGAUUUUGCAUGUUUAGUAAUAACUCUUAAUAAUAAGGGUUAAUAAUAAGCAGAUCUCUAUUAUUGACAUAAUCAUAUCAAGCAUAAAAGAGUAUUAUAAAGGUUUUAUAAAACAACUCGUGCUUUGUUGUGAAAGUUCUUGUUCUGAAUGACAUCAUCUAGAUUUAGCUCAAUGUUUUCUUGCUGUUGGUUUGGUUUUUACUUUAGGUUUUGGAUCUUGUUGAUGGCUUAGGGUAAUAAUCUGGCUUUUUUUUAAAGUAGAUUGACUUUUAAACAGCAAUUGCUACCUGCAGGUUUUAUACAAGGUUCAAUUAGGCUUUCGUUUCACAUCUCCUUAUUACUUACAGAGAAGGAACUAGACUUUGUUUGCAAUGAUGAACACUGUCAUUAAUGCAAUCUUCUCCUCUCCUAUCACUUAGAUAAAAGAAUUUUGAUAUUUCCUCUUCCAACUUAACCAGAUGAUAUUAAUUCAAAUAUCAGUAAAUAUUUUUUGUGCAUAUCUUGGGUUUGUUACAGCAUGUAAAAUAGUAGUCGGUGCAUUUUCUGUUUGGGUUAUUUUUCCCUGCUGCCUUGUUCCUGUUAGCAGCCAUAGGCACUUUUUGUCUGUCUGAUGUGCAUGACGAUGCCAGAAGCAUGAUGUCUCUGUUGCUGCAUGCAGACUGAUGACAGUUUUUUCCAGCAUGUAAACAUAUUCAAAAAGUAAGAUAUUUGCCAUAAAAGACUGAAAUUUAUACUAGAACAUGUACUUGGUGGGGGGGAGGGGGAAGGGAAUCUACUUUCUAAUCAUCUUUUAUGACAAUAAAACAUGAAACCUGUGCCAAAGAUUCUGUUAGAAAGAUCCAGUCCUGCAGAUUGGUGACCAAGUAGGUGAGCUUGAGCUGCAGGGGUGUCCCACGGUGGAGUGGGACAGUUCUUGAGUGAAACACGGUUGGUUACAAAGGGCAGCUGUGUCAUGCUUCUGUGCCCUCAGAGGCUGCAUUUUUGGUGCCUCACUUUGCAACACUCCAGGGGUUUGACUUUUGCAAGGUUGUGGUCCUUUUGCAGCCCCAGCUCUAAGCAGGGAGUAUCUCCCAAGGAAGAGUGAGCAGGCUUUCAUGAGCAAACUGGGCAUUCUGAGGCAGAGGAAAACCCACAGCUAAUGAGGGGCAUCGGCCAAGUAACAAGAACUCAGAUUGUUGCCUAAAUGAACAGAACUUGAAAUUUUAAAGAACAUUUCAGCAGUGAAAUUUUUAAACCAUUCUGUGUCAAAUAUGUUACCAGCCAAGUCUGAGAGGUCAUUUUCUUCUUUGUAUCUUGUAUCCCUUGAAAUUUAUGGCACUUGCCAUAAAACAUAUAGACUAGUGCAGCACUUAUGGCUCUCCAUGUUUUACUGGAUAUUGUUAGCCUGCCAUAGCUUAGGGAAAUCUGAGGAUCAUGCCCUAGAUUAUAAUAGAUUCAACAGAUUACUGGGUCUCAGAUUUUCAGUAAAGGACUCUCAAGUAAGCCAGUCUGUCAAGAGGCAGCAUUACGUGUGGUUAUAGAAUGUGAAGUGAAUAAAAGGAGACUUUUGAAAAGGGAAAUACUGGGGGAAAUACCAGCAAGAAAAGCAGUACAGGGGCAGAACUGAACCAAGCCAGAAAGAGGCAGGAGAUCCCCCAAGGUGGAUGUUCCCAAACAGUUCUGGUUUUCCUGAUGAAAUAGGAAUUGCACAGGGAAGCCCCAUUGCGGGCACUUGUUAGUGGCACAGCUGUGAUGGUUGGUACUCUUUACACCAGAACAUGACAUUAAAGAGCUGGUCCAACAUCUGGACAGAGCUGUUCAUUUUCUGGAUGUCUCCCAUAACCAAUUUCUUAGGCACUUGUGUUUGCUCCCCAGUUUUUCUUAUGUAGAAGCAGAACUCCCUCUUUUACCGUUGUUACCUCAAGUCCCUGGGCUUGCGACAUCUCAUGUUGUGUUCUGUAGGUGUCUGCAAUGCUUAUGAAAAGGUACUGUGAAGUCAUGGAUCCUGCAGGAACAAGUCAGGGUUGGAGAAAGCAAGGACUGAAUAUUUGUGUUACUCUGUACUGCUCUGCCUAAUGCACUCAGUGUGAAGGCUCGUGCUUGGACUAGCCCUUUGAUGAGAACUCCAGGUGGCUUACUUGUCAUCCAGCAACUUAUAAUGCAAGUAAAACCUUUAGUAUCCAGCAAGCAUUCUCAUACCUUUUUAAAUCCAGAUGUUAUUUAUAUAACAUUUUUCACAGAAUUUGGUUUUCUAGAGAACAUCUGUCAACAAAGGGAGAGACAUUAGAGCUGUUUUUCUUUCAGUUGUGUUCACUAGCAGCUGUAAUCCAAACACCCACCUAUCACAGAGAUUUCUGAAACUUAUAAUGGACUAAUGCUGAGGUGGAAGUUUUGGGAGCUGUGUUUCCAUCCCACAUGUGCUUAAGUCCUGAGGGACUCCAGAAAAGCCCCAUUUCUGCUGGAAAGGCACAGGUCUGCCACAUGCAAGUUCCAGGCUGUUUUCAAGGACUGAAUGUGACUCAAGUGGCUCCUAGUGUUUUCAUCCACUUUCAAGUUACAUGAGCAGAGUGGUGGGUUUCCAGGACAGCCACUUUGCCCACUGGCCAGUCUCACUGCUCUUAGCAAGGAUUGCACAUACAUGAGAAGGAGAGAGCACAUUCCCAUCAUAUAAUACUCCCUUUUUAUCCAAUUUAGAGGGGAAAUGCACUUUAGCUUUCUGAUCCUUCAUUCUUUCCAGAAAUACAAUUGAAUCUCCUUUUACAAACUGCAGAAAUUUCUUCUGGAAAUCAGCUGUUAGUUUAAAAGAAACUCAUCAUGUCUAAAUGCUGCUGCCCUUUGCAAUCCGUCCUGUCUUUUGAGGUGAAUUCAAUUGUAUUGUGCUCCUGUGAAAUAAAUAAGGUCAAGUGAGAGUGGAACUUGUCUUCUUGCCAGAAAGAUGGUGUGUCCAAGGGCUGCCAUUGAGUGGAACCACUUUCCGAGUCUGUUUUCUCAGCCAAUGCAUCCAGAUGCAAUCCCAGUUCAAUGCCAUAGGAGCCUCAUGCAGUUAGCAGAGGGAGGAGAUCCUCCUUAUUAAGCAAAACACAUCCUUGGAAAUCAUAAGAGUGCGAUGAUGAAGCUUUGGUGUGAAUAGAAAGCGUUAUCUACAGUGUAGCGUUUACAGUGGGCUUUCGGACCUGCCACGGAACUUCUGGAAACCUUUAAUGUGAUUUUCAGUUCUUGUAUACAUUAGCAUAAAUUAUUGUACAUAGGUUUUGUCUCUGCAAGCCUGAGUGUCAGCUCUAGGCGAUGCAUUCCCUCUGUGUGCCGUUGGGUGGGUGGGCACUGAGCUGCCAAGUAGUGAAAAAGUAGAUAAGCUAAAGCACUUUCCUCGGCUCCACACUCUUAGAUGGGAUCUGAAAUGGUCCAAUUGAAGAAUUAAUUAAGAAUUAACUCCAUAAACAUGUAGGAUUUCCUAUCAACCAGUAACUGUGCCAGUAAGGAUUGGUAAUUAAGUAGCCUUAUAAUGAAUAAUCAUGCACUACAGCCCUCCUGUUCCUAGGAAAAUCUUGAGGGAGAGAAGGCAAGUUAUUAACCUCUCUGCCUCAGUUACCUCCUCUGGAAAAUGAGGAUAACAAUACUUACUUACCUCACAGGGAGGUGAGAGGACUCCUUAGGUAAAUAUUUCUAAUACACUUUUAACCUGAAAAGAGUUGUGUAAGUAUUAUUAUGAUUUUUAAUAGUAAAUCAGCCUCUUGGAUUGCUGUGGCAUCGCUGGGUAUGCCAUGCUGUUUCUACUUUUUUAUAGAGCUUUAGUAAUUCUACUGGAACCGUUUCAAGAGAAGGAAAAUCAGAGCUGACGCGUUUCUUACAGAUUCUUACAGAGUCAGGGUGUGGUGGGGAGUGAUGCUGACUGUCACAUCAGCUGCACUUUCCUCUCUUCCAAUUACUGAGAUUUCUACGUGCAAUUUGAAAAUUCCAUGUGAAUGGAAGUCUUGGAUGAACUGAUUCUUGUAGGGUGAGAUUCCCUCUGGGUAACUAAAGUCAGCACAGCUGUUUCCUAGUCAUGUGUCUUCUGACUCCUAUUGAUGGAGAAGCGAUAUUCUUUAUGCAGCUGGUCCAUCCAUGACAGGUUUGUUCUGUUGAUAUUUUAAUGUAUCCCCGUGUUGGAUGUCUUUGUGCUUUUUCUUUUCCUUGUGUGUGACGCCAUGGUUCAAGUUUAAAAGAAAAUUGCCCUAGUAGAAAAUGGGUUUUCUUCCAUUGAUUCUGGUUGAUCAGAAAAAAUCAGCCUAUUAAUAACUUUAAACAGUGACAUGCAGGAAGAUUAGCAACAGCACUGAUAACCGGCCCCAGCCUGCUUCCAGUGAAGCUCAUUUCUCACUGUGGGAUACACUGGGAAGCCUACAGCUACUGUCAGGUUAAUUUUGUCAUCGUGAGCUCGUGACAGGAAUGUUUUCAUCAAAAGGAAAAUUGUGUUCCUGGUCAUUCUAAACUUCUCCCAUAGAGCUAUUUGAAUUGUGUUCAUUUUCUUUCUGUUUGAACCCUGAGAGGCAACACUGCCCAUGGCUCUGGCCUUCCAGAGGUUCCUAUGCUCCUGGCCUGGCCUUCCAAGGCAUCCAGUGGAUGCUUCUACAUCCCACAGAGGUCAGCAGAGGAUGCACAUGGAUGCCUUGCUGACUUGGAGCAGAAAUCAGCGUUCUUGCAAUGAGAGCACAAAUUGAAUCUGCAGCUCAUUCCCCACAAAGCCUUUCAUUUAUUCUCUCAUGCUAUUAAAAUGAAUGUGAGGAAAAAAAAUGAUUUCAACAAAAUGAAGCUCGUUGCCUCUUGAAAGUGGGCAUUUCCCAACACACAGAGCACACCUGAAUCAUUUAAAAUGCUUGCAUGUUACUUUAAUCUUUUAAACGAGGAGCAAUCCCUCCCUCAAACUCAUUCGUAUUUUUUAACAUUAUUUUAACACCCAGAUUUUGCAUUUAUAAAGAGGAGAACAUUAUUUAUUUUCUUAUCAUUUAUCUGCAAGAUGCUACCAGAAAAUUUGGAGAGGCCACUCAUGUGAAAAUAAUCAUAAAUAAGGAAUCCUUGGAAGCGUCGUGGGGCAAGAGUGAUGUAUAAAUUACAGCACCUUCCUUUUUCUUACUUUGCAAUAUUGCCAACCUUCGUUUGCAUGAAGUGCUUUUGUUAAAUAUCAAUUGUAGUUUCAAAGCCAAGUGUGUAUGAAUAAAAAUACUGAUCAUUACUAUU